CCGAAAGUUGCAGAGAGGGGCGCGUCUCAGCCGUCCGCGAAUCGCGACAGCUCGACACCCAACAAGUGAAAAGGCAUUUUCUGACGACGCCGCCAUGAGGGUAACGGAACUCAUUAUUGACGGCUUCAAGUCGUACGCCGUGCGUACUGUCAUAUCAGGAUGGGACGAGAGCUUCAACUCCAUCACUGGCCUCAACGGCAGUGGCAAGUCCAACAUCCUGGACGCCAUCUGCUUCGUGCUGGGCAUUACCAACAUGUCCACAGUCCGCGCGCAGAACCUCCAGGACCUAAUCUACAAACGGGGCCAAGCAGGCGUCACCAAGGCAAGCGUCACCAUCGUGUUCGACAACCGGGACAAGAAACGCUCGCCCAUCGGAUUCGAGGAGUAUGCGACAAUUAGUGUGACGCGCCAGAUCGUGCUCGGCGGUACGACAAAAUAUCUUAUCAACGGCCACCGCGCGCAACAGCAGACCGUCCAGAACCUGUUCCAGUCCGUACAGCUGAACAUCAACAACCCCAACUUCCUGAUCAUGCAGGGGCGCAUCACCAAGGUCCUGAACAUGAAAGCUGUCGAGAUUCUGGCCAUGAUCGAGGAGGCCGCGGGCACCAGGAUGUUUGAGGACCGGAGGGACAAAGCGCUCAAGACCAUGGCCAAAAAGGAGAUGAAGCUUCAGGAGAUCACCGAGUUGCUCCGAGACGAGAUUGAGCCAAAGCUCGAGAAGCUACGAACCGAAAAGCGCGCCUUUCUCGACUUCCAGCAGACACAAAAUGAUCUCGAGCGGUUGACCAGGGUGGUGGUGGCUCAUGAUUACGUUCGGAACCAGGAGAAGCUGAAGCAGUCUGCCUCAGAUCUCGAGGCGAAGAAGCAGCGCCAGAAGGCUCUGGAGGAGUCAGCCGCGAGACUCAAGAGCGAAAUAUCCCACCUGGAGGAGGAUGUGCAAAAGGUCAAAGCCCAACGCGACAAGGAAUUACGAAAAGGCGGCAAGGCGCAGGCGCUUGAAGAGGCGGUCAAGAAGCAGGCCAACGAGAUGGUUCGGCUUGCCACCGUGGUAGACCUCAAGCGCAGCAGCAUGUCGGAAGAGCAAGAGCGGAGGUCGGCUUGCGAAAGGACGGUUGCUGAGCUGGAGUCGGCACUCAAGGAGAAGACCAAGGCUUACGAGAAGAUUAAGGCGAAGUAUGACGCUGCUAAAGAGGCGGCCGAGAAACAGAGUCAGGAGGCAGAAUCAAAAGAAGAGCUGCUCCAGACCCUGCAAACAGGUGUCGCAUCCAAGGAAGGCCAAGAAAACGGGUACCAAGGACAGCUUCAGGACGCAAGGAACCGAGCCACCGCAGCCGUCACGGAGCAGGAACAGGCAAAGAUCAAGAUCGCCCAUCUUGAGAAGCGCAUAAAGGAGGAGGAACCCCGCGCUCUGAAAGCGCGAGACCAGAACGCCGGUCUCCUCAAAGACCUCGAGGGCCUUAAGCACCAGGCGCAGAGGCUGGAAAAGGAGCUGGGCAAACUUGGCUUCCAACCAGGUACCGAGCAGGAAAUGUACAAGCAGGAGAGCCAACUCCAGCAGACCAUCCGGAACCUACGGCAAGAAUCAGAUGCUCUAAAACGCAAGGUUGCGAACAUCGACUUCAGCUAUGCAGACCCUGUGCCCAAUUUCGACCGGUCAAAGGUCAAAGGUCUGGUGGCGCAGUUGUUCACCCUGGACAAGCAGUUCACACAGGCGGCCACGGCGCUCGAAAUUUGCGCGGGCGGGCGACUCUACAACGUCGUCGUCGACACGGAAAUCACCGGCACACAGCUCCUGCAGGGUGGAAGACUGCGAAAGCGCGUGACGAUCAUUCCCCUGAACAAGAUCGCCGCUUUCAGGGCGUCUGCCCAAACAGUUGCCACAGCUCAGCGGAUAGCGCCCGGGAAGGUGGACCUGGCGCUGUCUCUUGUCGGAUACGAUGAGGAGGUCUCAGCCGCUAUGGAGUACGUCUUUGGCAAUACUCUGGUCUGCGCGGACGCCGACACGGCUAAGCGCGUAACCUUUGACCCCAACGUGAGAAUGCGCAGCAUCACGCUAGAAGGCGAUGCAUAUGAUCCUUCAGGCACCCUCUCUGGUGGCAGCGCUCCCAACUCAAGUGGUGUCCUCGUCACGCUGCAAAAGCUCAACGACAUCACGAGGCAGCUCAAGGAAGCGGAAGCGUCGCUUGGCCAGCUGCAAUCCCAAAUCGCGGGGGAGAAGUCUAGGCUCGACCAAGCCAAAAGAAUCAAGCAAGAGCUUGACCUCAAGACGCACGAGAUUAAGCUUGCCGAGGAACAAAUCGGCACCAAUUCUUCGUCUUACAUCAUCCAAGAAGUGCGAAACAUGCAGGAGACGAUCGCGCAACUCAAGGAGUCCAUUCUGGAAGCCAAAACACGGCAAGCUGAAGCCAGUGCCGAUGUGAAGAGGAUUGAGAAGGACAUGAAAGACUUUGACAACAACAAGGACGCCAAGCUCGUUGAACUCCAGGCUUCCGUCGACAAACUCCGUGCCUCUCUUGAGAAGAUGCAGUCGUCCAACAAGGCUCUGCAAAAGGAGCUCCAAACGGCGCAGCUCGAUUCGGAACAGGUCUCAGGCGACCUAGCCGCGGCGCGCGAGCAGCUACAGGAGAUUGACCUCGCCCUCAAGGCCCAACAGGAGGAGGUUGAAGACCUGAUCAAACAGCAGAGGAAGGUAAAGGAAGCCCACGACGCCGCUCAAGUUCAACUCGACGAAGAACGUGCCAAAUUGCACGUCUAUGACGACGAGCUGCGCGCUCUCGAGGAAGCCAUCCGGUCCAAGAACGCCCGCAUCACCGAGGAAGGGCUCGAGAAGCAAAAGCUGGGCCACGAUAUUGAGAGGUUCCACAAGGAGCAGCAGUCGGCCGCCAGCAGAGUCGCCGAGAUGGAAAAGGAGCACGAGUGGAUCGCCGACGCGCGCGACCAGUUUGGGCGCACGGGCACACCCUACGACUUCAAGGGCCAGAACAUUGCUGAGUGCAAGGCGACGCACCGGAACCUGCUCGAGCGCAGCCAGGGCCUGCGCAAGAAGAUCAACCCCAAGGUCAUGAACAUGAUUGACAGCGUCGAGAAGAAGGAGGUGUCGCUCAAGCAUAUGAUGCGCACCGUCAUCCGCGACAAGCGCAAGAUCGAGGAGACCAUUGUCAGCCUGGACGACUACAAGAAGAAGGCGCUGCAGGAGACGUGGCAGAAAGUGAAUGCCGAUUUCGGCCAGAUCUUUGCCGAGCUGCUGCCGGGCAGCUUUGCUAAGCUGGACCCGCCCGAGGGCAAGACCAUCUCGGACGGCCUCGAGGUCAAAGUCUGCCUGGGCAAGGUGUGGAAGCAGAGUCUAACGGAGCUGAGCGGCGGCCAACGCUCUCUCAUCGCCCUCUCCCUGAUCAUGGCCCUGCUCCAGUUCAAACCGGCGCCCAUGUACAUCCUGGACGAGGUGGACGCGGCACUGGACCUGUCGCACACACAAAACAUUGGCCGGCUCAUCAAGACGCGGUUCAAGGGGUCCCAGUUCAUUGUCGUGUCGCUCAAGGACGGCAUGUUCCAGAACGCAAAUCGCAUCUUUAGGACGCGCUUCAGCGAGGGCACCAGUAUGGUGCAGGCGCUUACGCCGGCGGAUCUGAGGUGAUUUUGUGUUCUAGUCGUUGCGUUUAUGCUCUUUUGUUGGAGGGUGAAAUACAUGGUUGGGAGGUUGAAAGAAGCCUGGCAUGGAGGGGUUUGUUGGGAGUUCAGUCGGCAUUGGGGUUCUAGAAGGAGGGAUACCAGAUGGGUUUAGGUCUGUUGGUCUAUAUGCCGAGAGCAUCUGGCGUGAUGAUGGGUGUGUGGCUUGGGGCGGUCAUCACGAUGGGUAUGGUGUCGUACACGACUUUGACUGCGCUGGCAAGUAGUGUGUUGGGUUUGCAUUGUUGUCUGGUUGUUUUGUGCUAUUUCGCCGUUGCCGAGGUGUCUAUACAUGUUGUACACUGAUGGACUUGUACAUGUCUGCAUGUAUGUUUCGCGGUUGACCCACUACUGCGGGAUGUAUACAUGACGCCCGCGCUCUAGCAGCUGGACCGACAUCCCAACCUCGACCCAGCUUUCCAGAUCCUCAUG
This is a messenger RNA of Parathielavia appendiculata, 4098 nucleotides long. RefSeq names its product SMC2-like protein. Gene Ontology annotation, cellular component: chromosome. The record is from RefSeq and is a predicted model, not a curated record. Gene Ontology annotation, biological process: chromosome organization. Lineage: Eukaryota; Fungi; Ascomycota; Sordariomycetes; Sordariales; Chaetomiaceae. Gene Ontology annotation, molecular function: ATP hydrolysis activity; ATP binding; protein binding. The transcript has 5 exons. Bases 95 to 3634 code for a protein of 1179 amino acids.